AAAAUAUGAUAAUACAAAUUUUCAUAGUAAAAAAUAAUAUACAAAUUGGCCAAAUACAGAAAAUCACUACUGCAAGCAAUGUUAUUUCCCUAUUAAAUAUUCUGAUUUCCUUAUUAAGUUUGGGGUGAAAAUAUCAUAAUGGAUCAAUCAAACUCGAGUGAAUCAAUAAUCGAUCGUGACAAUCAUAUGAUUGUAGAUUAUCCAAUUGAAUCAGAAACCACUGAUAUUAACGAAGUGUUAAAAGAACAAGCUGUUGGACAUAAAAGUGACCCAUCAAAAAUCAAGAUUUGCGAUGAAUUCAUUGAAUCUGAAAAUAAAGCCAAGUUUGAAUUACGAAACUGUCAAAAAAGUCAGUAUUUAUUAGUACAAGAGCUUAGAAAAUUGAAAUCUGAAGCAGAAAUACGUGAAGAUUUAUUAGAAAGAGGUAAUGAAGGAUUUUUUAUAGCAGAAAACCAAAAAAUUAAAGAUGAAAACGAUGCUUUGAAAAAUCAAAUUGAAGGAUUCAAAAAUGAAAUCUACGUUUUAAAUAGUAAAUAUGAAGGAAUGGAAAUAGAACACAAAGCAAAAAUAAAAGAGCUUAGAGAACAUUUCGACGAUAAAAUUCAAAAGCAAUUAAAUGAUUCACAAAAUGUAAUUAAAUAUCUUAAAGAAUCCAUAGAAGAAAUUAAUGAAGAAAUGAAAAAAAGGGAUUUAUUAUGUGCAGAUGCCAAGAAAAGCCUUCAUGAACGAAAUUUAGAAGUCAAAGAAUUUAAGGAAAUUAACUCAAUGCUUCAAAAGAAAAUGGCUAUUCUUAAAAAUAAAGAGACACAACAUGAAAAAAAAAUAACUUUUCAAGAAUCAAAAAUCAAAGAUUUGAAUAUUCUUAAUAAGAAUUUGAAAUUAGAUAAAGAGAGUGCACAAACUUUACUGAAUAAAUCUGAACGGGAUUUGGAAACUGUAAUUAAGGAAAAAGAAGAACAAGAAGCCAAAUACAAAGAGUUGGAAAGUAAUUUUAAAGGGACUCGUCAGAGAAAUCAGGAGUUAAAAAUAUUAAGUGAAAAAAGAAAGCGAGAAAUAGAACGUCUAUGUAAAUGCAAUCCUAGUAAUGAAAAUGAUAAAAACGUCAGUGAAUGGUUUAAAGAAAAACUUGAAAGGGUAGAAAAACGCGAGGAAGAACUAAGAAUUGAAUGUGGAAAAAAAGAAAAUGAGUUUAAGCUAAGAAUAAAUGAAAUUAAAUCAGAAAUAAAAAAAUUGGAAAAUUCUAAAAUUAAACUAAAUCACAAAAACAAAGAACUUGAAAUGACAGUUGAAGGGCUAAAGAAUGCGGUAAAAAAAAAAGAUGAAGAAUUGUAUCAUCUAGAUAAUGAUUAUUAUCAUGAGCUUACUGAUAAAAAAAAAUGCGAAAAAAUGCUAAUUAAAAAAACUAAAGAGUUAAAAAUACUUAACAAAAGAGCGUUUAUUUUUGAGACGGAACAAAGAGAAUUUAGAAAAAAAUGUGCUAUAAAAAAAACUGAUACAGAAAAAUGGAUAAAUAAAAAUAGGACGUUAACUCAUGGUUAUAAAAAUCACCAAAAAAUGAGAAUACUCAGAGAAAAAGAACUAGAACUUUCAAAAUUAGUUCUAUUAAUAUUUAUGCCAACAUCGAAUGGAGCGCGAAUACUUUCAGUAUUGAAUAUUGGAGCGAAAAGCCACUGGAAUUUUUUAAAACACGUACUCAAACCAUUAACGGACCACGGGCAUCACGUCACAGUUUUUACACCAUUCAAAGAUAGUAAUCGACCAAAUUAUACAGUAAUACAACUGACGAACAUAGAACAAGCAGAAGUUCGUAAUGGGAUAGUUGAGAUAGUGGAAGUGUCAAGAAAUCCCAAAUCAGUCAUAUCAUUUUUAAUGAACAUAAGUAGAUCAUGCUGUGACUUGACUUAUGAACACGAACAAAUGAAGCGUAUAUUGAGUUCCGGGCAAAACUCUGGUUUCGACGUUUUAAUUGUAGAACCUUAUUCAACUGAAUGUAUAAAUCACAUAGCUUCCGUAUUAAAAAUACCAAUGAUAUAUGUCAUACCUACUGCUACCAUAAGUCAUAUGGAACGAUCGUUUACAGGGAACAUGCUAAAUCCAGCUUAUGUGGGUCAUAUUGUUUCAUACAAUUCAAACCCUUCUCGUACUUAUUUUAAACGGUUAUCCAACUUUAUCUUGUUUGCUUAUGUAGAAAUGCAACGACUAUAUCAUGAAUUUAAAUGGAAACUAAUGAAUAAAAAACAAUAUUAUAUUGAUAAACGAAUAAAGCCAUCGAUAAUAUUUCAAAAUACACAUUUUAUUACAGAACCUUCUAGACCAUUUGUACAAAAUCUUGUACAGAUUGGAGGUAUUCAUUUGAAUCCACCGGGGACUAUACCAAAAGAUAUUUUGGAAUUUAUUGAUAACUCUCCCGAUGGAGUUAUCUAUUUUACGUUCGGAUCAAUAGUUUUCAUGUCUUCAUUACCCAAUCGUAUUCAAAAAUCUUUUAAAGACGCCCUUUCUCGUGUUCCUCAGCGAAUUUUAUGGAAGUAUGAAGGUGUAAUGGAUGAUAAACCAGACAACGUUAUGACAAAAGAAUGGUUCCCACAGCAAGAUAUUCUUUCGCACCCAAAAGUUAAACUAUUUAUAAGUCAUGGGGGCAUAUCAAGUAUUUAUGAAGCAGUGGAUGCUGGUGUUCCUGUGCUUGGAUUCCCAUUAUUCUAUGAACAACCUAUAAAUAUACAAAAUCUAGUAGAAGCUGGCAUGGCAUCAUCGUUGGAUCUAUUGUCCGUUACAGAGGACUCAUUUUACGGUGCUGUUAUGGAGCUUAUAAAUAACAAGUCGUACUCAAAAAAUGCUAAAAUCGCUUCAAAUAUAUUUAAAGAUCGACCAAUGUCUCCUGCAAAAUCAGUUGUAUUUUGGACAGAAUAUGUUAUUCGCCAUAACGGAGCACCACAUCUAAAAUCAAACACACUCAAUCUAACUUGGUAUCAAUAUUUUUUGUUGGAUGUGAUCUCUGUUAUAACCAUUGGCUUAUUUAUUAUAUUGUAUAUUACCAAGAAAUUAUUAAGAUAUUUAGAAUGUUUAUUUUUAAAAAAAUUGUCAAUAAGUAAAAAAUUAUAACUGUGCAUAUGGGUGACAUAUAGUUUACAAUUAUAUGUUUUGUUUAUAUAUACAACUUUGUGUCAACUUUAUUUUUUAAACUAGUAACAUACUUAUUUAACUAUAUAAUAAAAUAGAAAAAUAUGAAUUGAGAAAAUGUCUAACUGAUAACAAUUUUUGGACCAAUAUUUCAGACGUUUCAAAAAAUUUAAAGUAAUGACUUGAGGCGAUGAGCUACUGCUAUUUUUAUCACUAGACAAUUUUCGGAUUUGCUCUUCCUCUCGCUUAGCUAUAAAAAUGUUGAUCAUUUCUGACCAACAGGUCUAAAAGUUGUUAUCGGGCAGACAUUUUCUUAAUUACCUAAUUUUUUAUUUUAUAAUCUAAUUAAUUAUGCAUGUUGAUGUUUAAAAAUCUAAAGUUGACACUUUUACAAGGGAUGAACAAAAAAAAUAUUUUAUAACCGAUAAAUAAAAAUACAUAUGUAACUAACAGAGUUUAAAAAAAAUUUCAUAAAAACAUAUUAUUAUUUUAAGAAAAACUGAGUGUCAAGUAUUAAAAGGAUUACUUUUUUGAUUUUUUCAUUUGUUUUAUUGCCAUUCAAUGCAUUUUACUUCGUCUAUUCGUUCCAAAAUAUCGUUGUAUAACAAAUGUCAAAUCAUUAAUAUCUUUCAACUAACCAAAAUCUUCAUUAGGUUUUUCCUCGUAUUUUUCUAUAAUAAUUCAUUAUGGUUGAUAUGUAUAUGAUUAUUUUCGUGUUUUGAUGUUAAAAUUAAGAAUUUCCAAAUUAAUUCUUAGCAUAAUUUUCAAUUUAAUUUUUUUGCCGAUAAAAACAUAAAUAGAAUAUAUGUGUAAUAUACUGUCUCAUAGUAUGAGAGUAAAUUAACGAUAUUUUCUUACGUUAUUAUUUUUAAUAAAUUAUAGAGUACAUAGGAUAUACAAGAGCUAAUUUUUUUAUGUAUAUCAUCAACAAACCUGCAAAGUACUUAUGUAAAAAUGUUCAAAUAGUUUGAUUAUUUUAUUUUACAUGUAUCAUGUACAUCAUACGUUAUACAUCAUAAUGGUGUCAACUUGAAAUUUUUAAAAGCAAGACACCUAUUUAACUAGCAUAUGUGUAAGAUAUGAAAUAAUUACAAAAGUUUACAACUUUUAGAUCGAUAUUUCAGAAAUUAUUAACAUUUUAUAUCUAUGUGAAGGUAGGAGUGAGGACGAUAAACAAAUGUAAACAAUUCUAACUCGUCAGUAUGAUAUUUUAAUACAUAAGUUAGUUUUACGCGCAAAUAAUGUAUUUUGAAUAAGUAAAAUUAAAACUAU
Daktulosphaira vitifoliae (grape phylloxera) is the source of this 4389-nucleotide messenger RNA. RefSeq lists its product as uncharacterized. The record is from RefSeq and is a predicted model, not a curated record. Bases 139 to 3099 code for a protein of 986 amino acids. Gene Ontology annotation, molecular function: UDP-glycosyltransferase activity. Lineage: Eukaryota; Metazoa; Arthropoda; Insecta; Hemiptera; Phylloxeridae. The transcript has 14 exons.